AUGGCGUUUUUGUGGAUUACUGUGUUAACUAUUUUAGCGAGUCGAGGGAUUUUUGCAAGUUAUCGCGACUGUUCGAAUAUUGGAGACAUAGGGGGCUGUGACGAAUGCAUCCGAUGUGGUGGUAAUUGGUGCAACGAUCCUUACGAAAGUAAGAGAUGCAGUUUGGAUCCGCCAGAUGGCUGGUGUAUCGGACUAAUGGAAAAGAUACCUCUAGAGAAUAGGGUCGCUGAAGCUGGCAGCCAUUUUACCCCGAAAUAUGCUGUCAGCACAGUGAGGAUUGGCAGGGACGAGAGCCUAUCAAUACAGUACUCAUCUAAGGAAAUCGAUCCGAAGGUGGAGUUUGUCGUCAACACGACACAAAGCUCAGACUUUCACGUUAAGAAGACAACGUCAUGUGAAAAUGGUGUUUGCACGACCACAGUGGAUGUGUCACCUGAGAUCAACUUCUGUUCAGCCAAAGGGCAGACGUUUGAGUACUUCAACGUCAAGCUUAGUGUUCAGAAUAUAACUGAGGAGGCGGUUAUGAAGUUCCACGUACCGUGUGCGUGUGGAUGCAGCAGUAAAGUGGAGUUGCAGUCGCCAAGGUGUAAUGGAAGAGGCAGCUUUUCGUGCGGUGUCUGUUCUUGUGAUAAAGGAUGGUCUGGUACAUUUUGUGAAACGCCAAUUUGUGAGAAGAAACGCGGAGAUGUCCCUUGCACGGAUUCAGCCAGAAGCGAUAUCGAGUGUUCCGGCAACGGUGUCUGCGGACCCUGCGACGAGUGCGUCUGUUUUACCGACAGACCCGGAUCCCAAUACUAUGACCAGGAUAAUUUCUGCGCAGACAUCUGCAUGACGACAAAUGACUGCGACGAGUGCUUCCACAACCCCACCCCUGGACGAUGUGACCUGUGCCACUUCCCCUUGAUCAGGCAGACGUAUAACGAGUCUCUGGUGGCACAGAAAGACGAUUUCAAUAGAAAAGUGUGGGUGACAUGUAAUGAUACAUUGGACGGUUGCUACUUUGAGUAUGUGGCUAUGAAGUCGAAUGAUCAGACAUACUAUAUGGUGACGAGGUCCUGCGAUCCGACUGAGGAGAAACAAGUGACUGGCGGUGUUAAUGUCACGCUGCCAAUAGUACUCGGGGUGAUAGCCAUUGUAGCAGCAGUUGCAGCAACAGCGGGUUAUAUAGUGUGGAAAAAUAGGCCCCCAGCGUUGCCUCUUAAUGACCCUAUGUACCAGAACAUCGGCGCUGAAGACUGCACGGGAGAAAAUCCGUUGUACAAACCGCCGACGUCGUCUUUCAAGAACCCUACUUAUGGCAAAUGGUAG
This is a messenger RNA of Leptosia nina, 1308 nucleotides long. The record is from the annotation of a GenBank genome assembly. NCBI's taxonomy places the organism in Eukaryota, Metazoa, Arthropoda, Insecta, Lepidoptera, Pieridae.